CUACCGAGUGACGAGAUAGCCUUAGUUCUGAAUAUAAGACAUUAGUAUACUAUUUUUGUAGAAUAAACUUGGAAUGGAUAAAUUAAAGAAAGCACUAAGCGGGGAUGAUGAAGACGAGGAGGCCGGGAUCGUUACACAGAUUUCAAACUCAACCACUCUAAGCUGGUCAACAAGAAUAAAAGGCUUUGCCAUCUGUUUCGUGCUGGGCGUGGCACUCUCUAUUUUGGGAAGCAUUCUUCUGUGGUUUAAGAAUGGACUUAUUCUUUUUGCUGUGUUUUACACAAUUGGAAAUAUUUUGUCACUUGCAAGUACAUGUUUCCUGAUGGGUCCAUUUAAUCAGUUGAAGAAAAUGUUUGCAAAAACAAGAAUAAUAGCCACCAUUUUAGUCCUGGUGAUGUUUGUUCUCACCUUAGUCUGUGCGUUUGCAUUGAAGAAUGCAGCUCUCACUUUGAUUUGUUGUAUCCUCCAGUUCCUAGCUUUAACUUGGUACGCCUUGUCAUAUAUUCCAUUUGCAAGGGAUGCUGCCAAAAAGUGUUUUGCCUCAUGUUUAGAUUGACCUCUCUGUCAGCCCAGCAACAUGUAUCAGUUGUUUGUGAUGCUGUGUACAAUGAUGAUAUUUAUUUUUCAUUAGCCAUCAUGUUCCAUAUUUAUUAAGUGCUAUGAUCACAGAGUUCUCGUAUUUUCUUGUAUAUUUUGUGAAUUGUUUACAACUGUGCUAUUUUUGGAAGACAGAAAAUUACUAUAAAUUUUUUAACAAAUGUUUGUAGAAUUGGUAGUUUGUUUCAGGGAUUAGAAAUUUAAUGAAAUUUAAGUUUUAUAGGAUGGGUCUAAACAUUCUCAGGCUAUGAAAAUAUCAGAUUUGAUGUCGGUAAGGAUUACUUAUCCUGAUCUUUUGGUCCCCGAGUCAUUCAUACUCUCCAUUCACAAAUACCCAGAAUAAAACAAACUAAGCACGUGAUUAGAAUGACUUGCAGUAAGCCUUCUACCAAAAUUUAGAAAUUCAGUUUAGACUCUAGUAUCUUGUUCAGGCCUGUGGGAGGAGAUAAACAAAUGGUAUGAAAAUGCUAUUGAAUUUAAUCAUUUUGAUUUUUUCACUGCUGGAAAUCUUGGAAGACGAGUAAGACAGCCUGUUAGAAAAAUUAUGAAUUUCCAUUGAUCUGUGUGUGGAUAUAUAGAAGUAGGGCUGAAAAGAAUGCAGGCAGUACCUUGUGUAUGAAUUCUUUGUCAACCUGGUAGAUGAUUUUUUAUUAGUUUCAAAGAGAUAGUUUAGCAUGUUGUAUUAGACUUGUAUGGCUGUCAAAUUCCACAAUCUUCAUGAAUUGUUGUUAAAUUCAAUCCAUUCAAGAUUCUCAUUCAGUUCAAUUUCAUGUCAAAAUAAAUCUAAAUUCAUGUUGUAUAUAUUCAUAUUUUUAUUGUGUACUUGUUUAAAGAAGGUGCUAGUUUUCACUUCCUUCAUGUUCAAUCAAAAACUUUUAGUGCACACACAUUAGGUUGCCCAAAUUGAACUGUCCAUACACUAUUUUUGUGGAUGAAGAAUUAGUGCUAGGAUAAUAGGACAUUUUUGUUAGUUAAUAUGUUCAAAUUACACAGUUCUUUAAAAAUUGUUACAGAAAGUAAAUCAUGCUUGUGUACUUGACAAGGAAGUAAAUGAUGAAGAAUAUUUUUGAGCUCGAGAUUGAAGAAGAGUGUCAUUUUUGUUGUUGAUUUUCUGUUAUUUUGUCUGGCAACAACUUGAACCUUGGCUAUUGGUUUUGCACCAUGAGAGAAAGUGCCUUCAUAUUUGUACCACGGCUUGGUUUUAUGAUUGCUUCUGGAGUCACUGGGGUGUAGGGCAUGGAAGUAAAUAUUUAGUUUCGUAGCAUUUUGGAUUUGAAUGUUCAAUAACUGUCUCAUGGGUCAGGGGGCCAACAGGUUGGCCCCUCUUUCUUAAAUAGAUACAUGUAGUUGGUUUCCCAGCAAUAAGUUGAGAGGGGUUUAGACUUCAUUGUUCACAUUUGCUCCCUUAGUUGGUGUAAGGAAUACCUGGUCCAAGGUUGUGUUUGGGGUCAAGGAGUAUGACCUCUGUUCCUUAAAAUAGAUAUUUGGUUACUCAGCAAUAUGACUUGAGAAGAGUUGGGACUUGGAUGUGCAUCAUAGGUUGGUGUAAUGAAAAGCUUUAAUGAGAUCACUAAGUAAAAAGAUAUGACUUCUCUUUCUAGAAUAAAUAGUUAAAAUGUGCACAUUAAAACUUGGCCAUGAUCAGGGUCCAUCUUGUUUGUUGGCGUUAUUUUUACAAGUCAGUUUUCAUUAAAUUUUAAUGAAGUUGAAAUGAAAAUGAAAGCAAAAUAUCCAGACAUCUUAAAUGAUUUUAUUGCUGUUUCAGUUACUCGACACAUACGUUACUACCGGUACUUCAUUUAGCUCAUUGGGGAAAUUGUUGUGCAAAUUAAAAUCAAGUACAUGUAUACAUAAAUGAUUGUGUUGUUACAAAGGUGAGUGGGUGUGGAGUGCUACAUUGUUAAGUUUUAUGUACAUAUUUUUACAGCAUAUUUUACUGGAACAAACUUUUUUUCCUUAAGAAUUUGAGAUUAAAAUAACGGACCGGACACAUGUUUAAGAUCAUCAGGAUUUAUUUUAGUUCAGAGUUGGCCAUCAAUGUAAUGCCUGUUCAGAAAUUAUUUAUUUGCCAAAAUGUGCCUAUUUAUUGCUUACUGUGAAGAGCAAGAUGUCCGCAGAUAGGAUUAAUAUAAUUUUGUAAAUUUAUUACCAAACUCUGCCAUAUCUAUUUUUGAGUGACAUUGCAUUUAUGAUAUAAAUCUAUUUGAUAUAGUUUAAUGUAAUGUAAAUAUGAUUAACUUUCUGUUCAUGUUCAAGAUCAUCUCUUACUAUUAAUAAUAAAGAAACUAUCACUUUCAA
This is a messenger RNA of Ostrea edulis (European flat oyster), 2895 nucleotides long. RefSeq names its product vesicle transport protein SFT2B-like. The record is from RefSeq and is a predicted model, not a curated record. NCBI's taxonomy places the organism in Eukaryota, Metazoa, Mollusca, Bivalvia, Ostreida, Ostreidae. Gene Ontology annotation, biological process: vesicle-mediated transport. Gene Ontology annotation, cellular component: membrane. The coding region runs from base 74 to 556 and encodes 160 amino acids. The transcript has 7 exons.